AUGAAGUCUCAAUGGAGUUCGAAUGGAGUUUAUUUCGGAUUGGUUCGUGUCGUGGAAAUUAUUGAUGAAUCAGAGACUGUGAAAUUUGUGUUGGUUCACAUGUUGGGAGAUUCCACACCCAUGAUGUUGAAAGCUCGUGUUUCUACUCAUAAGGGUCAAGUAGAGGCCUUGUUACAACCCUACCAUGUGACAUUGUUUGCAACCAAUGUGAAUGAAAUUACACAAGAUGAAAUUAGUGUUCUCGUUGCAAAGGCAUCUCAAUCCUACAAGUGGGAAAUUAAAAAGUAA
This is a messenger RNA of Naegleria lovaniensis, 288 nucleotides long. RefSeq lists its product as uncharacterized. The transcript has a single exon. NCBI's taxonomy places the organism in Eukaryota, Heterolobosea, Eutetramitea, Acrasida, Naegleriidae. The record is from RefSeq and is a predicted model, not a curated record. Gene Ontology annotation, molecular function: actin filament binding. Gene Ontology annotation, biological process: regulation of actin filament polymerization. Gene Ontology annotation, cellular component: actin filament; plasma membrane; site of polarized growth. Bases 1 to 288 code for a protein of 95 amino acids.